CACAGAACACAGAGCCAGAGCCAAAGAGGUAAAGGUUAAUUUCUAAUUUCUUAUUUGACAGAACAGCUUUCUUUUCUGUACCUCUUUAUUUCACCAUUGCUGUGUGCUGUGUCCUCCAGUCACCUUCAAAUUUCUAAGUUGAUUGACAAUAUAUUCCUUUGAAAUGGCAUCAAUUAAAUCAUUUUAUGUGCGAAAUAUUACUAAAAUAAGUAAAAAUACAAGGGCUUUUUCGACCUCUAAAUAUGUUUGUGCUAAACAAAUGACAGUAAGAGAUGCUUUAAAUUCGGCUCUAGAUGAAGAACUUGAACGAGAUGAAAGAAUAUUCUUAUUAGGUGAAGAAGUUGCCCAGUAUGACGGGGCUUAUAAAGUAAGCAGGGGUUUAUGGAAGAAAUAUGGCGAUAAAAGAGUAAUAGAUACUCCUAUAACAGAGAUGGGUUUUGCAGGUUUGGCUGUUGGUGCAGCCAUGGCGGGUUUGCGACCAAUAUGCGAAUUCAUGACCUUCAAUUUUGCCAUGCAAGCUAUCGAUCAGGUAAUUAAUUCGGCAGCCAAAACGUUUUAUAUGUCUGCCGGAAGAAUCAAUGUUCCUAUUGUGUUCAGAGGGCCUAAUGGAGCAGCUGCCGGUGUUGCUGCCCAACAUUCUCAAUGUUUUGCUGCAUGGUAUGCACACUGCCCAGGCCUCAAAGUAGUUUCACCCUAUAACUCUGAGGAUGCAAAGGGUCUUCUCAAAUCAGCAAUAAGAGACCCUGAUCCAGUAGUAUUCUUGGAAAAUGAAAUCUUAUAUGGUGUUCAGUACCCUAUGUCAGACCAAGCAUUAUCUAAAGAUUUCCUUCUGCCAUUAGGAAAAGCCAAGGUAGAAAGAUCAGGCAAACACAUAACAUUGGUUGCACAUUCCAAAGCAGUUGAAACUUGUUUAGAAGCUGCGAAAGAGUUAUCAGGAAAGGGGAUAGAGGCAGAAGUAAUCAAUUUAAGAAGUAUUAGGCCUUUAGAUAUGAAUACUAUUGCUACAUCAGUAGCAAAGACAAACCACCUUAUAAGUGUUGAACAGGGUUGGCCUACUUGUGGCGUAGGAGCCGAAAUUUUAGCUAGAAUAAUGGAAAGUGAAUCGUUUUUCCAUCUGGAUCAACCUGCCAUAAGAUUGACUGGAGUUGAUGUUCCAAUGCCAUAUGCCACUGGAUUAGAAGCAGCAGCCCUCCCCAGAGCAAACGACGUCGUGGAAGCAACAAAAAAACUUUUAAAAGUGAAAUAAAUUCCCGAAAUGAAAAGAUGCGAGCCAAAUUUGAAUGAACUCAAUUUACGUCCCUUGUUUUUACAGUUUAGCUCAACAAAUUUUCUAGAUUUCAGAUUCCUGCAAAAAUGGUCAUUUUCUUACUCUACUCAAAAGUAUAUAAUUAAAUAUUUCACAUUAUUUAUUGUUAACAUUUUAAAUAAAUUAUGAUUGUUA
Molecule: messenger RNA, 1441 nt
Organism: Coccinella septempunctata (seven-spotted ladybird)
Lineage: Eukaryota; Metazoa; Arthropoda; Insecta; Coleoptera; Coccinellidae
Gene: Pdhb
Product: pyruvate dehydrogenase E1 component subunit beta, mitochondrial
Exons: 4
Coding region: 164-1246 (360 amino acids)
Biological process (GO): pyruvate decarboxylation to acetyl-CoA
Molecular function (GO): pyruvate dehydrogenase (acetyl-transferring) activity
Source: RefSeq, a predicted model, not a curated record